AUGAGUUAUGCAUUGGAUGUGCCAUGGUAUGCCAGCUUACCCAGACUGGAGACAAGAUUUUACCUUGAACAAUAUGGUGGUAGCAGUGACGUUUGGAUUGGCAAGACCCUUUACAGGAUGCCUUACGUGAACAAUGAUGUUUAUCUCGAGCUUGCAAAAUUGGAUUACAACAACUGUCAAGCAGUGCAUUGUGCGGAAUGGGAAAAAAUUCAAAGGUGGUACUCUGAAGCAGGACUAGAGGAGUUUGGGUUGAGCAAAGAAAGUCUCCUAUCUGCUUACUUUAUAGCAGCAGCCAGCAUAUUUGAGCCUGAGAGAUCUCCAGAGCGACUUGCAUGGGCUAAAACCGCAGCAUUGCUCGAGACACUGAGAUCCUUCAUAAAGGAUGAAGAAACUAAGAGUGCUUUUGUAGAUUUGUUCAACAACAGCAUUAACGGACCAGACCACUCAAACAAGCAGUUGAACAAGAGAGAGAAGGAACUCUUGGAGAUUUUGCUGAGAAACCUUGAUUACCUUGGGUUCGAAAUGUUUCGGUGUCAUGGUCAGGAAUUUUCUCAUUAUUUGAAUCAAGCAUGGCAUGGUUGGCUAUCAAGUUGGAAAAAUGAAGGAACCUGCUUUGGAAGAGAAGCUGAGCUGAUUGUGCAAAUCAUAAAUGUAAUUGCUGGCUAUUGGUCAGGAGAACUAUAUCUCAAUCCACAGUACCAGAGGUUGCUGGAGGCACAUGAUAGUGGCAACGACAACCUGAGUAGAACCAGCAUCACUACUCCUCAAAUAGAAUCAGAUAUGCAAGAACUUGUGCAAUUGGUGCUCCAAAAUUCCUCAGAUGGCGUGCACACCAAUGUGAAGAAUUCAUUCCUCACAGUGGCCAAGGGCUUUUACUAUGGCUCAUAUUGUGACCCAGAGACCAUAAACUCUCAUAUUGAGAAAGUGCUCUUUCAAAAAGUCAUGUAA
Messenger RNA from Glycine soja, 948 nucleotides. RefSeq names its product ent-copalyl diphosphate synthase, chloroplastic-like. Gene Ontology annotation, biological process: gibberellin biosynthetic process. Gene Ontology annotation, molecular function: magnesium ion binding; terpene synthase activity. Lineage: Eukaryota; Viridiplantae; Streptophyta; Magnoliopsida; Fabales; Fabaceae. Gene Ontology annotation, cellular component: chloroplast. Bases 1 to 948 code for a protein of 315 amino acids. The record is from RefSeq and is a predicted model, not a curated record. The transcript is spliced from 7 exons.